GUGAAUUAGGCUCCUCCAUGAUCAAGGGUCAGCAUGGACGCGGAGGGUCAUCACGUACGCCAGUAUAUAUAUUCCAGGCACGGCGCUCCCAGUCCCAGAGCUCACUCCACUCCUGCUCCUCUUCAUUGCCGCCGCGCGCCGGUAGCAGAAGGCGUGACACACAGCAUAUACGAGAUACGACUGCUGAGUGGUUCAAGUACUUGAAGCAGGAAAUGUCUUCCUCAACGUCUACUUCCAGUUCUUCUAGCCGAAACCGCCAGAGCUCCCGGGCAAGGGUAUUAGCACAGACAACCCUUGAUGCUGAACUCAAUGAUGAAUAUGAAGAAUCUGGUGACUCCUUUGACAACUCCAAGCUGGUUGAAGCCCAGCUGACUGCUCCACCUUUGCAGCAGGGGCUGUCGGAGAAGGUCAUAGCCUACUUGCAGCACAUUCAGACAGGAAAGAUAAUCCAACCAUUUGGUUGCUUGUUGGCCCUUGAUGAGAAGAGCUUCAAUGUCAUCGCAUUCAGUGAAAAUGCGCCGGAAAUGCUUACAACGGUCAGCCAUGAAGUAACCAGUGUUGAUAACCACCCAAGGCUAGGCAUUGGCACAAAUGUACAGUCUCUUUUCACUGACCAAGGUGCGCUGCAUAAGGCACUGGGGUUUGCUGAUGUUUCUUUGCUGAAUCCUAUCCUAGUUCAGUGCAAGACCUCAGGCAAGCCUUUCUAUGCCAUUGUUCAUCGAUCAACUGGUUGUUUGGUGGUAGACUUUGAGCCUGUAGAGCCAACAAAAUUUCCUGCCACUGCUGCUGGGGCUUUGCACUCUUACAAGCUUGCUGCCAAGGCAAUCUCCAAGAUCCAGUCACUGCCAGGUGGAAGCAUGGAAGUGCUAUGCAAUACUGUGGUUAAGGAACUCUUUGACCUUACAGGGUAUGAUAGGGUUAUGGCUUACAAGUUUCAUGAAGAUGACCAUGGCGAGGUCUUUGCCGAGAUCACAAAGCCUGGUCUUGAGCCUUAUCUAGGUCUGCACUAUCCAGCCACUGAUAUCCCUCAAGCAUCCAGGUUUCUUUUCAUGAAGAACAAGGUACGGAUGAUCUGUGAUUGCCGUGCGACAUCCAUAAAGGUCAUCGAAGAUGAGGCACAUCCCUUUGAUAUUAGCUUGUGUGGUUCAGCACUCAGAGCACCACACAGUUGUCACCUUCAGUACAUGGAGAACAUGAACACGAUUGCAUCCCUUGUCAUGGCUGUCGUGGUUAAUGACGAUGAAGAGGAGGAUGAAUUCGAGUCUGAACAACCAGCACAACACCAGCAGAAGAAGAAACUAUGGGGCCUCCUUGUUUGUCAUCAUGAGAGCCCCAGAUAUAUCCCUUUUCCUCUGCGUUAUGCUUGUGAGUUCUUAGCACAGGUGGUUGCUGUCCAUGUAAGCAAGGAGUUUGAAUUGGAGAAACAGCUGCGUGAGAAGAGCAUACUGAGGAUGCAAACCGUUCUCUCUGGCAUGCUGUUCAGAGAAGCCUCUCCCCUGACUAUUGUAUCAGGGACACCCAAUGUCAUGGACCUAGUCAAAUGUGAUGGUGCUGCUCUUUUGCAUGGAGGCAAAGUAUGGCGCCUGUGUAAUGCUCCGACCGAGUCUCAGAUACAUGAUAUUGCCUUAUGGCUGUCAGAAGUUCACAGGGAUUCCACUGGCCUGAGUACUGAUAGCCUCCAUGAUGCUGGCUAUCCAGGAGCUUCUGCUCUUGGUGAUAUGAUUUGUGGAAUGGCAGUGGCCAAGAUUAACUCCAAGGAUAUUCUUUUUUGGUUCAGGUCACAUACAGGUGCUGAAAUCAGAUGGGCAGGUGCAAAGAAUGAUUCCUCGGACAUGGAUGACAGCAGAAAGAUGCACCCAAGACUGUCUUUCAAAGCAUUCCUUGAAGCUGUCAAGAUGAAGAGCUUGUCUUGGACUGACUAUGAGAUAGAUGCUAUUCAUUCGUUGCAACUUAUACUUCGAGAUAUGCUGAAUGAUGCCAUCAAGCCAACCCGCGAAGCUAGUUUAGAUAAGCAGAUUGGUAAUCUUAAACUUGAUGGGCUUGCAGAACUGCAGGCAGUGACCAGUGAAAUGAUUCGUCUAAUGGAAACAACAACUGUUCCAAUAUUGGCAGUAGACGUCAAUGGAUUGGUCAACGGGUGGAAUCAGAAAGCAGCGGAAUUGACUGGGCUAAGAAUUGAUGAUGCUAUCGGAAGAGACAUACUUUCCCUUGUGGAGAAAUCUUCUCAACCAGUUGUCCAGAGGAUGCUAUAUCUGGCUUUGCAGGGUAAAGAAGAGAAAGAAGUUCAAUUUGAGGUGAAGACUCAUGGCCCGAAGGUGGAUGAUGUCCCUGUUAUCUUGAUUGUGAAUACUUGUGCAACUCGGGACCUUCAUGGUCAUGUUGUUGGGGUGUGCUUUGUAGCCCAAGAUAUGACUGUCCAUAAGUUGGCGAUGGACAAGUUUACUCGGGUUGAGAGAGACUACAUGGCGAUCAUUCACAACCCGAACCCACUGAUUCCUCCUAUAUUUGGUGCUGAUGAAUUUGGAUGGUGCUCUGAGUGGAAUGCUGCAAUGACCAAGCUAACUGGGUGGCACAAAGAUGAAAUGCUUGAUAAGAAGCUUCUUGGUGAAGUGUUUGACAGUAGCAAUGCCUCUUGCCGUUUGAAGAACAAAAAUGCAUUUGUAGGUCUUUGCGUUCUUGUCUACAGUGCACUAGCCGGAGAAGGAUCAAAAAAGGCUCCAUUUAGCUUCUUCGACCGAAGUGGGAAGUACAUUGAGUGUCUUCUAUCAGUGAACAGAAAAAAAAAUGAGGGUGGUCUCAUCACUGGAGUAUUCUGUUUUAUUCAUGUCGCUAGUCAGGAGCUGCAACAUACUCUACAGGUGCAGAAAGCUUCAGAGCAGAAGUCAAUAAAAAAGUUGAGGGCUUUCUCCUACAUGAGACAUGCGGUCACGAACCCUCUCUCAGGCAUGCUUUACUCAAGGAAAGCACUGAAGAAUACAGGUUUAAAUGAAGAACAGAUGAAGCAGAUCCAUGUCGCAGAUAAUUGUCACCACCAGCUAAACAAGAUACUUGUGGACUUGGAUCAAGAUAACAUCACCGAAAACUGCUUGGAUUUGGAGAUGGCUGAAUUUGUGUUGCAAGAUGUGGUGAUGGCUGCUGUAAGUCAAGUACUGCUAGCCUGCCAGGGAAAAGGGAUCACAGUCUCUUGCAACAUGCCAGAGAUAUUUCUGAAGCAAUUAGUCUACGGAGAUGGUGUUCGACUCCAGCAGAUUCUCUCUGAUGUCCUAUUUGUUUCAGUGAAGUUCUCUCCCGUUGGAGGUUCUCUUGGGAUUUCUUCCAAGCUGACAAAGAAAAGCAUCAGAGGAAAUCUUCAUCUUAUUGACCUUGAAAUCAGGAUCAAGCACCUGGAAUUAGGAGUCCCAGCAGAGCUAAUGUCACAAAUGUUUGAGGAGGACAGCAAGGAGAAGUCAGAGGAGGGAAUGGCCCUCCUAGUAUCUAAAAACCUGUUGAGUCUCAUGAAUGGCGAUGUACGCCAUCUAAGGGAAGCUAACGUGUCAACCUUCAUCCUCACCUUCGAACUUGAAAUGCGACAAUUAUGAAGAAGCCAGUCCAACAUAUGGUCAUGAGAUGGUAUGUGAAACAAAGAUUAGUGUACGCACUUCCAGGGAAAAGCCAACCGACUAGGCUAUGGACUUGGUGCCCUAAUCAUUUUUCAGUUAGUAAUAAAUUGAGUCUUAGGAUUUGGGAACAGAAAGGUUUUGUCCCGAAGAAGGUUACCCUGCUGUUUCCAAAUCGUUUAGAAGUCUAUUUCUAAUUCUAGUCGGAGUAUUCAUGUCAUCGAAUUAUUUAUAUCCCCGCUGGUGGAGGAAACGAAUCAAGCAAGAAACUAAACCUAAACUUCUAUUAA
Molecule: messenger RNA, 3886 nt
Organism: Lolium perenne
Lineage: Eukaryota; Viridiplantae; Streptophyta; Magnoliopsida; Poales; Poaceae
Product: phytochrome A type 4
Biological process (GO): detection of visible light; protein-tetrapyrrole linkage; regulation of DNA-templated transcription
Molecular function (GO): phosphorelay sensor kinase activity; photoreceptor activity; protein homodimerization activity
Source: RefSeq, a predicted model, not a curated record